Messenger RNA from Sphaeramia orbicularis (orbiculate cardinalfish), 2988 nucleotides. It is a transcript of the gene clptm1l, whose product is annotated as CLPTM1 like. The transcript has 18 exons. The coding region runs from base 300 to 1952 and encodes 550 amino acids. Lineage: Eukaryota; Metazoa; Chordata; Actinopteri; Kurtiformes; Apogonidae. Gene Ontology annotation, cellular component: endomembrane system; membrane. The record is from RefSeq and is a predicted model, not a curated record.
GGAAACAAAUGGCGGAAGUGUAGAUGCACCCCACGUUAUCAUCAAAUAUCUGUGUAGUUUCCAUCAGAAUAGUGCAGACAGCUGACCGGAGGGCAGAUGUGUUGGGUCCAUAAGCGGUGAAGUGUUGUGAAGGAGCCAUGAGCAGGUGUUUGAGUCCAGGGAAGUAAAUGGACAGAGCUGUGUCCGCUGGAGCAGACGGUGUCCUGUCACCCACAGACCGACACAUCCAACACCGACAUAUGGCUCGACCCCUCAGCUAACCAACGGAGACGACGUAAAGUGAACACACUAGCAUCAGCAUGUUCCUAAAAACAUCCUUCACUACCCUGAUCGUGGGGAUGUUUGUGGUGUACGUGCUGCACACCUGCUGGGUAAUGUAUGGGAUCGUGUACACAAAACCCUGCGAUAAUCCCAAGGUUGACAACUGCAUCACACCCUUUCUGGCAGGAAACCCAAAACUGCAGAUGAGUAUCUACUCUUCACUGCGGCGCAAUGCAGAAGGUGGGCAUACCCUGAUCCACAAAGAAGAAAACUUUGACGUCAACACCAAGUUUGAGAGGAUAGUAAAUGUUUCCAUUCCGAAGAAAACUCGUAACAAUGGGACUUUAUAUGCACUGAUAUUCGUCCAUCAAGCUGGUGUGACUCCAUGGCAGGAUCCCAGACAGGUGCACCUGGUGGCUCAGCUCACCACAUACAUGGUCCCCAAACCCCCAGAGAUAUCGCUGAUAUCUGGAGAUGAUCACACACAGGGUCAGAAACAAACAGGCCAACAGCACGAGAGGAACCCUGACACCAAGGGAGGAACCGGACCCACGUCCUUGUCGGCUCACCCAGUUUCCCACUGGCGUUCGCAACUGACACUCAACAUAGUGGGCGAUCACUUCGUGUUUGACAGAGAAUAUCUGCCCAGUGAUGUCCACAGAUACCUCCGAGUAUUCCAAAAUGGUAAGAAGAUGGUGUAUCUACCUCUGCUGUUUGUUGAUGAGCUCAGCAACCGAGUGAAGGACCUGGUGGAAAUCAACAGUACGUCCACGGAGCUGCCUCUUACCAUCUCCUACGACUCCAUCUCUUUGGGGAGGAUGCGCUUCUGGAUCCACAUGCAGGAUGCCGUUUACUCCCUUCAGCAGUUUGGUUUCACAGAGAAGGAUGCUGAUGAGAUUAAAGGGAUCUUUGUGGAUACCAACCUGUACUUCUUGGCUCUGACCUUUUUUGUCGCUGCCUUCCAUCUCCUCUUUGACUUCCUGGCCUUUAAGAAUGAUAUCAGCUUUUGGAAAAAGAAGAAAAGCAUGGUGGGAAUGUCCAGUAAAGCAGUGCUGUGGCGAUGUUUUAGUACUAUAGUGAUUUUCCUGUACCUGUUUGAUGAGCAGACCAGCCUGCUGGUCCUUAUACCUGCAGGCAUCGGCUCUGUCAUUGAAGUAUGGAAGGUGAAAAAGGCCUUUAAGAUUCAGGUUUACUGGAAAGGAUGCAAACCAAGAUUCCUGUUUGGAAAGUUGGACGAAUCGGAGAGGAGAACAGAGGAGUACGAUACACUGGCUAUGAAGUAUCUUUCCUACCUCCUGUACCCGUUGUGUAUUGGAGGAGCUCUGUAUGCUCUGAUCUUCCUGCGCUAUAAGAGUUGGUACUCGUGGUUGAUCAACAGUUUGGUGAAUGGUGUUUAUGCCUUUGGAUUCCUCUUCAUGCUUCCUCAACUGUUUGUCAACUAUAAGCUGAAGUCUGUGGCCCAUCUGCCCUGGAAGGCCUUCAUGUACAAGGCAUUCAAUACAUUCAUCGAUGAUGUGUUUGCCUUCAUCAUCACCAUGCCAACGUCCCACAGACUGGCCUGUUUCAGAGACGAUGUUGUGUUCCUCAUUUACCUCUACCAAAGAUGGCUCUAUCCAGUGGACAAGACCAGGGUCAAUGAGUAUGGAGUCUCCUUUGAUGAACAACCCAAGAGAAAGACUCACAAGGACUAGGAGGGACGGACAGUCUGACGUGUCCUCGUCAUCCUCUGAUUUGGUAUCAGUUGAACUGAUUUAUCACAUCUGACCUGUGAAAACACAAAUCAGAAUGAAAGAAUGAUUCUUGGUUUGAGGCACAUUAGCAAUGAAUUUGACAUCAAUGCCAACUUGUAUCAUCCUGGGCCCUGCAGAUCAAACAUCAUGUCCACCCACUAAACGUCAUCUGUGGUCAUAGUUUUUAUCCGCUCAUAUCACUGGUGUUUUUGUUUGUUUUUUUAACAUCAUCUCCCAGUUUGUGGUCAGCGUGCACUGAUGACCGCCCUCUGCUGGUGGAAUGAAAGAUUGCAUCAGAUGGGACCCAAUGUGACACAAAACUGCUUCUUCAGAACCACUGUAAAUAUUGUAAUGUCAGAAUUCUGUUGUCAGUCAAUUGUUUUAUGGUUUUCAACAUUUUUAUGUUUACACAUUCCAGUGACAUGGUAGAGUGUGUUUUGAUCAGGGCCUGGUUGUGUCCACGCUCACAGACCAAUCUGUCAAUCUGUGAAGCUAUAAAACAACACUUUCCCUGCUUUUCCGUCCUCCAUCAGAGAGGUUUUCAACAGGAAACAAACAAGCACAUAGCACCACUCACAUGACUGAAAAGCUUCACAGACAUAUUUAAUGACAACACUUAGGUCCCGUAAUCUGAGCAAAUGAAAACAGCCAACAGACAGCGGCAUUUGAUUCAUUGUCUUUCCCCAAGACAAACAUGAUAGUACUACUGAAGUGGACGCGUCGUCAUCUCUAAAUAUGUCUUUAGAAUUUGAGCAUGUGCUUUUCUAGUCCAUGGGUGUCAAACUCAUUUUAGUUCAGGAGCCACAUUCACACUAAUUUGGACUGAAGUGGGCCGGACCAGGAAAAGAAUAUAGAAACAUCAACUCCAACCUUUCCUUCCAUUAUGAAAAUGUUUACAUUUCCAAACUAUCCUUUAAAACAACAGGAACAAUCUAAAAAAAAAAUUAAGAAAAAUAAGUGUAAUUUUAUCAAUAUUCUGCCUUAGUUUAUCAUUUAC